Molecule: messenger RNA, 6744 nt
Organism: Penicillium paradoxum
Lineage: Eukaryota; Fungi; Ascomycota; Eurotiomycetes; Eurotiales; Aspergillaceae
Product: bifunctional carbamoylphosphate synthetase/aspartate transcarbamylase
Exons: 3
Coding region: 1-6744 (2247 amino acids)
Biological process (GO): 'de novo' pyrimidine nucleobase biosynthetic process; L-glutamine metabolic process; UTP biosynthetic process
Cellular component (GO): cytoplasm; cytosol
Molecular function (GO): carbamoyl-phosphate synthase (glutamine-hydrolyzing) activity; metal ion binding; aspartate carbamoyltransferase activity
Source: RefSeq, a predicted model, not a curated record
AUGUCCCAGCCUGCCAAUUCCCUCGAGGAUCCCGUGCUGCCUACAAGCCCCCAGCUAGGUGGUGCAGUGGGAUAUCCCGAGACCGUGAACAUGGAUUCUGUCACUGGCGUGAUCAAGCCCGCCUCUAUCCCGGUGCGGGGUGGUUCAGACCGGUUGGCGGCCCUUGAACUCGCUGAUGGCACCGUUUACCAGGGUUACAACUUUGGUGCCGAGAAGAGCAUCUCAGGUGAAUUGGUCUUCCAGACCGGUAUGGUCGGUUACCCCGAGUCCAUCACCGACCCCUCAUACCGUGGCCAGAUUCUGGUCGUCACGUUCCCACUCGUGGGUAACUACGGUGUUCCCUCGCACGAUGAGAUGUGCGAGCUCCUCAAGGACUUGCCUAAGCACUUCGAGUCCAGUCAGAUCCACAUCGCGGCCUUGGUGGUGGCAGCCGACGCCGGUGAGGAUUUCUCGCACUUCUUGGCCAAGUCCUCUCUGGGCGACUGGCUCAAGUCGGAAGGCAUUCCGGCCAUGCACGGUGUCGACACUCGUGCCUUGACCAAGCGUCUUCGUCAGACCGGCAGUAUGUUGGGUCGCAUGCUGCUGCAAAAGGCUAGCGUGACUGUCGAUGCUGCUGGUGCUGCUGGUAUCAACUGGAAGUCGUACUUCGAGGAAGUCGAAUGGGUGGAUCCCAACACCAAGAACCUUGUUGCUGAGGUUUCAAUUCGCGAACCCCGCCUUUUCACACCUCCUGCCGAUGUCGCCCUCAAGCACCCGUCGGGUCGCGGAGUCCGUGUUCUCUGCUUGGAUGUUGGUAUGAAGUACAACCAGCUGCGUUGCUUGCUUGCACGCGGUGUGGAGGUUCUGGUGGUUCCAUGGGACUAUGACUUCCCCACCCUCGCUGGGAAGGAUUUCGACGGUCUCUUCGUGUCGAACGGUCCUGGUGACCCCGCGACCCUGACUGUUACCACCAAGAACCUGGCCAAGAUGUUUGAGGAUGCACGAACUCCUGUCUUUGGUAUUUGUCUUGGUCACCAGUUGAUUGCCCGCGCUGUCGGUGCCCAGACUACCAAGAUGAAGUUCGGUAACCGCGGUCACAACAUCCCCUGCACAAGCAUGAUCUCCGGAAAGUGCCACAUUACUUCUCAGAACCACGGUUACGCCGUUGAUGCCAGCAGCCUCCAGAGCGGAUGGGAGGAGCUCUUCGUUAAUGCCAAUGAUGGUAGUAACGAGGGUAUUCGUCACACCAGCCGUCCCUUCUUCAGUGUUCAGUUCCACCCCGAGAGCACACCCGGACCCCGGGAUACCGAGUACCUGUUUGACGUGUUUAUCAACACUAUCAAGUCUACCAUUGCUUCCCCCGAGGCCCUCAACUUGCCCGUCUCUUUCCCCGGCGGCACCAAAGCCGAGAACAUCUUAGCUGCCCCAAGAGUCUCAGUUAAGAAGGUUCUCGUUCUCGGCUCCGGCGGUCUCAGCAUUGGCCAGGCUGGAGAGUUCGACUACUCUGGCAGUCAAGCCAUCAAGGCUUUGAAGGAAGAGGGUAUCUACACCAUUUUGAUCAACCCCAACAUUGCCACCAUUCAGACCUCCAAGGGCUUGGCUGAUAAGGUUUAUUUCCUGCCUGUCAACGCCGAUUUCGUCCGUAAGGUCAUCAAGCACGAGCGCCCCGAUGCUAUCUAUGUCACUUUCGGAGGUCAGACUGCCCUUUCUGUCGGUAUUCAACUCAAGGACGAGUUUGAAGAGCUCGGCGUCAAGGUUCUCGGUACCCCUAUUGACACCAUCAUCACCACUGAGGAUCGUGAGUUGUUCGCUCGCAGCAUGGAUUCUAUCAAUGAGAAGUGUGCCAAGUCUGCUUCCGCUUCCACCAUCGAAGAGUCCCUGCAGGUUGUUGAGAACAUCGGUUUCCCCGUCAUUGUUCGUGCCGCCUACGCUCUUGGUGGUCUCGGCAGUGGCUUCGCCGAGAAUAUGGAUCAAUUGAAGGAUCUGUGCACCAAGGCAUUGGCCGUCAGUCCCCAGGUGCUGAUCGAGCGCAGUAUGAAGGGCUGGAAGGAGAUCGAGUAUGAGGUUGUUCGUGAUGCCCAGGACAACUGUAUUACUGUCUGCAAUAUGGAGAACUUUGAUCCCCUUGGUAUCCACACCGGUGACUCCAUCGUUGUCGCUCCUUCCCAGACUCUCUCCGAUGCGGACUACAAUAUGCUGCGAACCACUGCUGUUAACGUCAUUCGUCACCUCGGUGUUGUCGGUGAAUGUAACAUUCAGUAUGCCCUUAACCCAUUCUCCCAGGAGUAUUGCAUUAUUGAGGUCAACGCUCGCCUCUCUCGAUCUUCUGCCCUGGCUUCCAAGGCUACUGGAUAUCCUCUCGCUUUCAUUGCUGCUAAGCUGGGUCUUGGUAUUCCCCUGAACGAGAUCAAGAACUCGGUCACCAAGUCCACCUGCGCCUGUUUCGAACCCUCGCUUGACUACUGCGUGGUCAAGAUUCCUCGUUGGGAUCUGAAGAAGUUCACUCGCGUGUCUACUCAGCUCGGUUCCUCCAUGAAGAGUGUCGGUGAGGUCAUGAGCAUUGGCCGGACCUUUGAGGAAGCUAUCCAAAAAGCGAUUCGGUCGGUCGAUUUCCACAACCUCGGCUUCAACGAGUCUGAUGCUCUCAUGUCUAUCAAGGGCGAACUCCAGACUCCAUCUGAUCAACGUCUAUUUGCCAUUGCUAAUGCUAUGGCGGCUGGCUACACCGUUGAUGACAUUUGGAAGCUCACGAGCAUUGAUAAGUGGUUCCUCAGCCGCCUCAAGGGUCUCAGCGACUUUGGCAAGUCCAUUUCCGCCUUCAAUGCCACCUCGGUGCCUAUGCCCAUGAUCCGCCAGGCCAAACAACUUGGUUUCUGUGAUCGCCAGCUUGCCAACUUUUUGGAUUCUAACGAGCUUGCUAUUCGCCGCAUGCGUGUCGAGGCUGGUAUCACGCCCAUCGUUAAGCAGAUUGAUACCGUUGCUGCCGAGUUCCCGGCUGUGACCAACUACCUCUACCUCACCUAUAAUGCUUCUGAGCACGAUCUGUCCUUCAACGAUCAUGGCAUUAUGGUUUUGGGAUCUGGUGUCUACCGUAUCGGCUCUUCUGUCGAGUUCGAUUGGUGUUCCGUACGUACCAUCCGUACGCUGCGCGAGCAGGGUCACAAGACCAUCAUGGUCAACUACAAUCCCGAGACUGUUAGUACCGAUUAUGAUGAGGCCGAUCGCCUUUACUUCGAAAACAUCAACUUGGAGACUGUCCUCGAUAUCUACCAGCUCGAAACUUCUAGCGGUGUGAUCAUGUCUAUGGGCGGUCAAACCCCUAACAACAUCGCUUUGCCCCUUCAUCGCCUUAACGUCAAUAUUCUGGGUACAUCUCCCGAGAUGAUUGAUGGUGCUGAGAACCGUUACAAGUUCUCACGCAUGUUGGAUCGUAUCGAGGUUGAUCAGCCUGCCUGGAAGGAGCUGACCAGCAUUGAUGAGGCUCGGGGUUUCUGUGACAAGGUCGGAUAUCCCGUGCUUGUCCGUCCCUCGUACGUGCUCUCUGGUGCUGCUAUGAACACUGUCUACUCCGAGCAUGACCUCGCCAGCUACCUGAACCAGGCUGCUGAUGUCUCACGCGAGCACCCUGUUGUUAUUACCAAGUACAUCGAGAACGCCAAGGAGAUCGAGAUGGACGCUGUUGCCCGUAACGGUGUCAUGGUUGGCCACUUCAUCUCGGAGCACGUUGAGAAUGCUGGUGUCCACUCUGGUGAUGCAACUCUGAUCCUACCUCCCCAGGAUCUGAGCCCAGAGACCGUCCGUCGCAUUGAGGAGGCUACCCGCAAGAUUGGUAACGCGCUCAACGUUACCGGUCCUUACAACAUCCAAUUCAUUGCGAAGGACAACGACAUCAAGGUCAUUGAGUGCAAUGUCCGUGCUUCGCGUUCCUUCCCCUUCGUGUCCAAGGUCAUGGGAGUCGACUUGAUCGAGAUGGCCACCAAGGCCAUGAUUGGUAUUCCGUUCCAGGAGUACCCUCCUGUCUCCAUUCCCAAGGACUACGUCGGUGUCAAGGUUCCCCAGUUCUCCUUCUCACGUCUGUCUGGUGCUGACCCUGUUCUGGGUGUUGAAAUGGCUUCUACUGGUGAGGUUGCUUCGUUCGGUCGUGACAAGUACGAGGCCUAUCUCAAGGCUCUCCUGUCCACUGGAUUCCGUCUUCCCCGCCGUAACAUCUUGUUCUCCAUUGGUGCUUAUAAGGAGAAGCUCGAGAUGCUACCCUCGAUUAAGAAGCUCCACGAUCUUGGUUACAACCUGUUCGCCACUGCUGGUACCGCAGAUUUCCUGAAGGAGAAUGGUGUCCCUGUCAAGUAUCUUGAGCAUCUUCCAGAUCACGAGGAGGAGGAUAUGAAGUCCGAGUACUCUCUCACUCAGCACUUGUCCAACAACCUCAUUGAUCUCUACAUCAACUUGCCGUCAAACAACCGCUUCCGUCGCCCGGCCAACUAUAUGUCCAAGGGCUACCGUACCCGCCGCAUGGCUGUUGACUACCAGACCCCUCUGGUCACCAACGUCAAGAACGCGAAGAUCUUGAUCGAGGCUAUUGCGCGCCACUUCCCCCUGAACAUCAUCACUUCUGACUUCCAGACCAGCCACCGCACCGUGGUCCUUCCCGGUCUGAUCAACAUCGCUGCAUUUGUCCCGAGCCUUGCCUCCGCUGGAUCCAAGGACUUCGAAGCUGUCUCCAAGGCUUCCAUCGCAAGUGGUUUCACCAUGAUCCGCGUGAUGCCCGUCGGUGUUGACAGCUCAGUCACCGAGUCCCGCGACCUCAAGAUUGUCCAACAGAACGCCCAAGGCAAGUCAUUAUGUGACUUCAACAUCUCUGUCGCUGCCACUGCCACCAACUCAGAUCAGAUCAUUCAGAUGACUGGCGAGGUCGGUUCCCUUUUUAUCCCCUUCAACCACCUGUCCGGCAACAUCAACAAGGUGGCCACUGUCACCAACCACUUCAGUUCCUGGCCCUCAACCAAGCCUCUGAUCACUGAUGCCAAGAGCACUGAUCUUGCCUCUAUUCUGUUGUUGGCCAGCCUGCACAGUCGUAACAUUCAUGUCAUGAGUGUCACCUCCAAGGAGGAUAUCAGCCUCAUUGCUUUGAGCAAGGAGAAGGGCCUCAAGGUGACCUGCGAUGUCUCGAUUUACUGCCUCUUCCUUUCUCGGGAAGACUACCCCGCCUGCAGCUUCCUGCCUUCCGUCGAGGACCAGAAGGCUCUGUGGGAGCACAUGUGCACUAUUGAUGUCUUCUCCAUUGGCAGCAUACCCUUCCAACUUGCUGGCAAGGAGGCGACUCCCGAAACUGGUAUCGCCGAGUCAAUUCCUCUGCUGUUCACUGCUGUGGCAGAUGGUCGUCUUACCGUCGAGGACAUCACCGCUCGUCUUUACGAUAACCCCAAGAAGAUCUUCGAGUUGCAUGACCAAGUCGACAGCUCACUCGAGAUCGAGGUUGACCGCCCUUAUGUUUUCCAGAACCCCCACACCUGGUCUCCAUUCAACGGUAAGACGAUGCAUGGUUCCGUUCAGCGUGUCGUCUUCCAGGGCAAAACAUCUUGCCUGGAUGGCGAGAUCACCAAGGAUGCUGUCAAGGGUGCUGAUAUGUCCACCCACCGCAUCGUUCCCACCUCGCCUGUGCAGAAGCCCAUGACUCCCAUGGUCCGCCCUGAGAGUUCCCUCGAUAGACACAUGUCUUUCUCUGGCACCCCUGCCCGUCGCUUCAAGGCCUUGGACAGUGCUAUCCCAGCCAUUGGCGAAUUGGGCCCUCCACUCUAUGCUACCUCGCAGGUCUCCCCUUCUCUGGCAGACAUGCUCUCCCGCUCCCCCUUCCGUGGAAAGCACAUCUUGUCUGUGAACCAGUUCUCUCGCGCAGACCUACACCUGCUGUUCACUGUCGCCCAGGAGAUGCGCCUCGGUGUCCAACGCCACGGUGUUCUUGAUAUCCUCAAGGGCCGUGUCCUCGCCACUCUCUUCUACGAGCCCUCCACCCGCACCUCAGCCUCGUUCGACGCUGCCAUGCAGCGCCUCGGUGGUCGUACCAUUCCCAUUGCCACCGAGCACUCCUCUACCAAGAAGGGAGAGUCUCUCCAGGACACGAUCCGCACUCUUGGCUGCUACGGUGAUGCCGUUGUCUUGCGCCACCCCGAGGCAAGCAGCACCGAGAUCGCAGCCAAGUACUCCCAGGUCCCCGUCAUUAACGGUGGCAACGGAUCUCUCGAGCACCCCACCCAGGCCUUCCUGGACCUGUUCACCAUCCGUGAGGAGCUCGGCACUGUCACUGGUUUGACCAUCACCUUCACCGGUGAUCUGAAGUACGGCCGGCCCGUGCACUCACUCAUCAAGCUGCUCCAGUUCUACGAUGUUCGCAUCCAGCUCGUUGCGCCCAAGGCACUUGCUCUUCCCGAGGAGGUCCGCUCGCAGAUUGCGGCUUCCGGGCAGCUGGUUCUUGAGUCUGAGGAGCUGACUCCUGAGAUUGUCGCCCGCUCUGAUAUCUUGUACUCUACUCGUGUGCAAAAGGAGCGCUUCGCAGACCUCGAUCAGUACGAGCGUCUCAAGAACAGCUUUGUCAUUGACAACGCCCUUCUUAAGCACGCCAAGAGCCACAUGGUGGUCAUGCACCCUCUUCCUCGCAACGCCGAGAUCUCUGAGGAGGUCGACUUCGACCAGCGGGCUGCUUACUUCCGCCAGAUGCGCUACGGCCUCUACUGCCGUAUGGCCCUCCUGGCUCUCGUCCUGGCGCCAUAA